CCCCGAGCGGUGAGAGCGCGGCGGUGACACCAUGCCCCUGGAGGCCAUCCGCUACUCGCGGGGAUCGCUGCACAUCCUCGACCAGCUGCUGCUUCCCCAGCAGAGCCACUACGAGGCAGUGGACUCGGUGCACCGGGCCUGGGAGGCUAUCCGCGCCAUGAAGGUGCGCGGCGCCCCGGCCAUCGCCCUGGUGGGCUGCCUCAGCCUCGCCGUGGAGCUGCAGGCGGGCGCCGGGGGACCGGGACUCGCCGCGCUCGUGGACUUCGUGCGCGACAAGCUGAGCUUCCUCGUCACCGCCCGGCCCACCGCUGUCAACAUGGCCCGCGCCGCCCGAGACCUGGCCGACGCCGCGGCCCAGGAAGCCGAGCGGGAGGGCGCCACCGAGGAGGUGGUCCGGGAGAGAGUGAUCCGCUACGCUGAAGACAUGCUGGAGAAAGACCUCAGAGACAAUCGGAGUAUCGGGGACCUGGGAGCCCGCCACCUCCUGGAGCGGGUGGCCCCCAGGGGUGGCAAGGUGAUCGUGCUGACCCACUGUAACACCGGUGCACUGGCCACUGCUGGCUAUGGCACAGCUCUAGGUGUGAUCCGCUCGCUGCACAACCUGGGCCGCCUGGAGCACGCCUUCUGCACAGAGACCCGGCCCUACAACCAGGGAGCCCGGCUAACAGCAUUCGAGCUGGUCUAUGAGCAGAUCCCCGCUACCCUCAUUGCUGACAGCAUGGCAGCCACCGCCAUGGCCCACCGGGGCAUAUCAGCUGUCAUUGUGGGAGCCGACCGUGUGGUUGCCAAUGGUGACACAGCCAACAAGGUGGGCACCUACCAGCUGGCCAUCGCCGCCAAACAUCAUGGCAUCCCCUUCUAUGUGGCUGCCCCCAGCUCCUCGUGUGACUUCCGCCUGGAGACAGGCCAGGAGAUUGUCAUCGAGGAGCGCCCGGGCCAGGAGCUGACCGAUGUUAAUGGGGUCAGGAUUGCAGCACCCGGGAUUGGGGUUUGGAAUCCUGCCUUUGAUGUCACCCCCCACGACCUCAUCACCGGUGGCAUCAUCACAGAGCUAGGUGUCUUUACUCCCAAGGAGCUCCGGGCAGCCCUAAACACUACCAUCUCAGAGAAAGGGACUCUAGAUGGACCCCAGAUGUAAACAUCCCGGCUCUCCCUACCCUGCCCUCAUCCCCCGGGUUUUCUAAUAAAUGUCUUGAAUGGCCUUCCCAAAAGCUGACCUUCCUCCCCCAACCACACAUCUUCCUAGAGCAGGGAGAGCGGACAGGGCCUUGUAUGACUCUUUAAGAGACCAGCAGUAAACACCAAGGUCAAGGGUUCGGCCUUACUGGCCAGCCACCAAAAAAAAAAAGAGCCCAGCAGCUGAAGCCAGGCUCCCAAGUUCAAACCCCAGCUCUGCCACUUUUUCCACUGUGUGAUCCUGGGCAGGUGACUUCUCUGUGCCUUGGUUUCCUCAUUUAUAAAAUGGGUAUAAUACUAGUACCUCCCUCUUAAGGAUGCCAUCAGGGCUGGAACUAGGAUGACACCCUAAAUUUAAAAGGGAGACACCAAAAAAGCUCAGUCAAGAUAAAUAUUUUAAUGCAAUAUUUUUUAAAAAUCAGAAUUAAGGCAAAAGAAUGCACAACAAAAAAAAUCAAGAUUUUAAAUAGAGAAUGGGACUUUGUGUGCACUUGUACAACUUGAGCUUGAGCACCUCACACCUGAGGUUCCAAUAAAACUUUAUUUACAAAA
Molecule: messenger RNA, 1728 nt
Organism: Cynocephalus volans (Philippine flying lemur)
Lineage: Eukaryota; Metazoa; Chordata; Mammalia; Dermoptera; Cynocephalidae
Gene: MRI1
Product: methylthioribose-1-phosphate isomerase 1
Exons: 6
Coding region: 32-1138 (368 amino acids)
Molecular function (GO): S-methyl-5-thioribose-1-phosphate isomerase activity
Source: RefSeq, a predicted model, not a curated record